Molecule: messenger RNA, 1239 nt
Organism: Cyclocybe aegerita
Lineage: Eukaryota; Fungi; Basidiomycota; Agaricomycetes; Agaricales; Hemipholiotaceae
Source: the annotation of a GenBank genome assembly
CAUGUCCUGAACGCCAACGAAGACUGGUCAAGCCACCAACGUGCCUGUCACAGCUGAAAGUUCGAUUGAACUGGCCAAACGCGCCUUCGCGUUGAAAAAGUACGAGCAAGCCAUCGACCACUACGCUACUGGCCUUGAACUCAGAACGAAGGAAGUCGGAGAGAACGCCCCCGAGACCGCAGACUUGUACUUCUCGUACGGAAAGGCACUGCUUGAGAACGCGAUUGCACAAAGCUCGGUAUUGGGGAAGGAGCAGACGGAGGAUGCAGCCGACGAACAGAACAAAGCUUCUGGCUCUGGUCCCAAAUCGAAUGGCCCAAUUCUAUCGUUCUCUGGCGAUGCGGAAGACAUGGAUGAUGAUCAACCCGUCGAUUUGUUUGCCCAAGCUGCAGCCGGUGCCGACGAAGAGGAUGGCGAUGGAGCAGAGGGGGAAGAAGACGACGGAGAGCCGGAAGACGACUUCAAUGCUGCCUGGGAAGUCCUUGAUCUCGCUCGCGCCAUCUAUGAUAAGCAAAAGGAUGAGGAAGGCGAUGAAGAGGUGAAGCUUAAGUUGGCGGACACCUACAUCGCUUUAGGAGAUGUGUCGCUGGAAACAGAAAAAUUCGAUCAGGCCAUUACAGACUACGAAGCUGGCCUAAAGCUUAAGCUUGAAAUCCUUCCCAAUUCGUCUCGUCAUAUUGCUGAAGCGCACUACAAACUCAGCAUGGUCCUUGACCUUACUUCGGGGCGGCUGUCCGAUGCUAUUGCACACGCCCAGAGCGCUGUUGGAAGUGUUGAGGGCCGUCUAGCCGAACUUAAAGAAGGUCUUGCUGGGACCCUCCCUCCCCUGUCUGCAGCGUCCGAGGAUGCCAAGGGCAAGGGUAAAUACACAACGAAACGUCUCGUGCGAGACGAUUAUGUGCAGAACAUGUCGAAGACCCAGAUCGAAAGUGAGAUCAAGGAACUGUCAGAACUGCGUGAUGAUCUUGCACUCAAGGUUGAGGAAAUGAAGACAUCUCCUAACGAGACACUUGGAGGUAGUGCGCCGGCGUUGGCUGCUCAAGCACUAGACAAGGAACUCAACGCCGGAUCGUCAUCUUCAUCUGGUGCUCCGGCUGUCGUAAACGACUUGACCUCCAUAGUGAAGAAAAAGAAGAAACCCGCCCUAGAGGAUUCGAGCGCCGCCAAGCGCAAAGCUGAAGGAGACGCUGAACCCGUCAACACAGAUAAGAAGGUCAAAUUAGACACUCCUGAAGCAUG